UCCCCCCACUAUCCUUCCAGCACCACCUCUUCUCUUUUCUUCUUUCUCACACAUCUGUACUACUCUACCUUUGUUCCUUUCGCUUCAGCCCACAAAAUUUUCAACCCCAAUUCCCAAAUGGCUCUUGGAAAAUCAAACAAGCUCCCUCAAACCGCAGUCCUCAAGCAAAUCCUUAAGAGAUGCUCAAGCCUGGGAAAGAAUAAGCACGGGUAUGAUGAAGAAGUGCUCCCAGUGGACGUCCCAAAAGGCCAUUUUGCUGUUUAUGUUGGUGAAAACAGGACCAGAUACAUCGUCCCAAUCUCCCUCCUGAGCCAUCCUGAGUUCCAGUGCCUUCUCCGGCGAGCCGAAGAGGAGUUCGGGUUCGAUCACGACAUGGGUCUCACAAUUCCCUGUGAAGAAGUUGUUUUCCAGUCUCUAACAUCCAUGCUGAUCAGAUGAAACAGCGUGGCUGUGAUGGGUUUGUGUUAACUGGAAGAGGAAGAUGGCCAAGAUGGAGCAGAAACCAUUGCUUCUCUUUUUUUAAACAUCUUUCUUCGAUCAAUCCAUUGUCAUUUCUUCUUUGAUUAUGUUCAUUUUUUUUCCUUAAACCCUUGUGGGGUUUUUCUGUCAAAUGACUUUUGCUCUAACCCAAAACCCAAGAUCUCCAUCUGGGUUAGAUUUGUAUAAAGCUUGAGAGAUUUUCGCCACAGAGGUGCCUUGUUGGGUGCCCAGUGAGAGCAGCACUUCAUUUCAAUGAAAUUAAGCAAAAGGGUAGUCAAUUUGCUGCCUGCUUCAGUUUACA
Molecule: messenger RNA, 781 nt
Organism: Malania oleifera
Lineage: Eukaryota; Viridiplantae; Streptophyta; Magnoliopsida; Santalales; Ximeniaceae
Product: auxin-responsive protein SAUR50-like
Exons: 1
Coding region: 118-438 (106 amino acids)
Biological process (GO): response to auxin
Source: RefSeq, a predicted model, not a curated record